This is a messenger RNA of Sorghum bicolor (sorghum), 2012 nucleotides long. RefSeq names its product putative magnesium transporter MRS2-G. Bases 127 to 1563 code for a protein of 478 amino acids. Lineage: Eukaryota; Viridiplantae; Streptophyta; Magnoliopsida; Poales; Poaceae. The transcript is spliced from 4 exons. Gene Ontology annotation, molecular function: magnesium ion transmembrane transporter activity. Gene Ontology annotation, biological process: magnesium ion transport. The record is from RefSeq and is a predicted model, not a curated record.
CACAGAUUGGGGAGCGCGGGGGAGGAGGACCACGGCAACCCCGCCGUCCCGUCCGAACCUAUUCACCCCCGUGGACCGUGCCGUGACGCGGCACGCCGCCGCCGCCGCCGCCGCCGCCGCAACACCAUGGGGAAGCGAUCCGGCGGCAAGAAGCUGCCGUUCUUCACCAGAUCCUCCUCCUCGUCGUCCUCCGCCAAGCGGAAUCGGUCCGGUCGCCGCCUCCCUUCCCCCUCCAAGCAGGACAACGCGACGAGGGCUCUUCUCGCCUCCCCCUCCGCCGCCUCGCCGUCCGCGACCCCGGGCUCUGCAGCGGCGGGGCAGACCGCCCAGCCGCCGCCUCCCCUCUCGGCCACCGCGGGCGCCGGGGGUGCCGUGCCGGGGAAGGUCACCAAGAAGAAGGCCGGCGCUCGCCUGUGGAUGCGGCUGGACCGCUGGGGUACCUCUGAGGUCGUUGAGCUCGACAAGGCCUCCAUAAUCCGCCGCGCCGGCCUGCCCCCGCGCGAUCUACGCAUCCUCGGCCCCGUUUUCUCUCGCUCCUCCAGCAUCCUCGCUAGGGAGAAGGCGAUGGUGAUCAACCUCGAAUUCAUCAGGGUGAUAGUUACUGCCGAGGAGGUGCUCCUGUUGGACCCUCUCGUGCAUGAAGUGCUCCCUUUCGUUGACCAAUUGAGGCAGCACCUGCCUCUGAGGAGCCUGGUGGGUGGGAAUGGUGAAUGUGCCCCUGAUGGCAAUGGGGAAAAGCAGAAGGGCUCGCCUGGAGGCCAAGUGCCCCGUCUUAAUGAGGCGACUGGUGCGGAGCACGAGCUGCCAUUCGAGUUCCAUGUGCUGGAGGUUGCUCUUGAGGUUGUGUGCUCAUCGUUGGACCUUAGCGUGGCAGACCUUGAGAGGCAUGCUACUCCAGUGCUUGACGAGUUGACCAAGAAUGUCAGCACGAGGAACCUUGAGCGAGUGCGGAGCCUUAAGAGUCAUCUUACCCGUUUGCUUGCCCGUGUGCAAAAGGUCAGGGAUGAAAUAGAACACCUUCUAGAUGAUAAUGAAGACAUGGAACAUCUGUAUCUAACAAGGAAGCAAGUACAAAACCAACAGGUUGAGGCUUUAAUGUCAUCUGCUGCUUCCAACAGCAUUGUUCUUGCCGGAACAGGUGUGCCCAGGCUGAACUCUAGCUUUCGGCGUAGCAUGAGCAUUGCUACCAGCAUGCAUUUGGAUAAUGAUGUGGAAGACCUAGAAAUGUUACUUGAGGCCUACUUCAUGCAGCUGGAUGGAAUCCGCAACAGAAUUUUGUCGGUUCGGGAGUAUAUUGAUGACACAGAAGACUACGUCAACAUUCAACUUGACAACCAGCGUAAUGAACUCAUUCAACUCCAGCUUACACUGACCAUUGUAUCCUUUGGCAUAGCUGCCAACACUUACAUUGCUGGAGCUUUUGCAAUGAACAUCCCGACCUCUCUGUACAACACUGAUGGCAGCCUCUUCUGGCCAUUUGUCGGGGGCACCUCAUCCGCCUGCUUUGUAAUCACCGUCCUCUUAUUUUGGUAUGCCUGGUGGAAGAAGCUGCUGGGUCCUUGAGCACGAAGCGAAGACAAGAUGGCAGAGAGCCUUGUCAUGUUUGCAGAAAGGAAGCAAGCGUUCUAAGGAUAUUAGAGAACUGUGGGGAUAGCAUGAAAACCGUAUAUAACAUCUCACGAGUGGUCCAUAAGAUGAGUACAUGUAAUUUGUCAUUAGCAUAAAUGAGAUGAUGCGAUGGCCAAUAUACUUCUGUUAACAUCAUUAGAUAUAGCUGUUGCUGGCAAUGGACAAAUGCUGCCAUGAAAUUAUAUUAUCCAGCAAGGGCCGAUUUCUUGUACAGAUUGCUUUUCUUUCUGUUUUGGAGCUAUCAUCUUCUGUGCUUCAGUUUUUGGGCAAUCGGCAGGUGAUGGUUGUUUAGCCGACUAUAGCCACAUCUUGUGCCCAGUCUACCGAUAGUUCUCUCCCACCUGAUGAAUUGUGACUCCCAUGAUGAGUGGAUCAUUUGUUAA